This is a messenger RNA of Trematomus bernacchii (emerald rockcod), 2055 nucleotides long. Its product is annotated as ectonucleotide pyrophosphatase/phosphodiesterase family member 7-like. The transcript has 5 exons. Bases 88 to 1473 code for a protein of 461 amino acids. Lineage: Eukaryota; Metazoa; Chordata; Actinopteri; Perciformes; Nototheniidae. The record is from RefSeq and is a predicted model, not a curated record.
GAUACAUUAUUCUGAGACUAAACUGACCCUGCUGAAGAGAGGUUACAUCGAGUUGACCAGUGGAUUUUCAGGUGAAAGUCCUCCGUCAUGCUGCUGCUCUGCCUUGCUGUCCUCUGCCUUGGUGCUAGCUCUCCCUGUGCUGCUGCACCACACCAAGGCUCCACCAACCCCACCAGAAACAAGCUGCUGCUCAUCUCCUUCGACGGCUUCCGCUGGGACUAUGACAGGGAUGUUGAAACCCCUAACUUGGAUAAGAUGGCCCAGGAUGGGGCGAAGGCACUCUAUGCUACUCCACCCUUUGUGACCAUUACCAGCCCUUCUCACUUCACAAUGCUGACAGGGCGUUCCGUUGAGAACCACGGAGUAAUCCACAACAUCUGGUUCAACACUACCACUCAGCAGAAGAAACAGUACUAUGAGGCUCAGUUUGUUGAUUCCUAUUGGGACAACGGCAGUUUACCCAUCUGGAUAACAGCACAGAGACAGGGUCUAAAAGCAGGUUCUCUGCAUUUCCCUGGAACAGCAGCCACCUACAGAGGGGAGUCUGUGGGGGUUAGUCAAGUGGAACCUUUUCUCUAUGAUCAUUCAAAUGAGACCGAUUGGAGGCUGAACAUUGACAAGGUGAUUGGAGAAUGGUUCCACCAACAGGAUCUGGACUUUGUCUCCUUGUACUUUGGAGAACCAGAUUUGAUUGGGCACGAAUUUGGACCAGAUUCCCCAGAACGCCUUGAGAUGAUCCAGCAAGUAGACCGUACAGUGGGCUACAUCCGGGACAAGGUCCAAGAACAUGGCCUUACUGACCGGCUCAAUAUUAUCAUCACUGCCGACCACGGGAUGACAACAAUUCUACGGGAUGGACAAGUUAAUAAGAUUAUCCUCUCUAAAAUCCCUGGCUUCAGUUUCAAGGAUAUCCAGUUCCAACUGUUGGAUUAUGGUCCUCUUGGGAUGCUGCUUCCUAAAGAGGGGAUGCUGGAGAAGGUCUACAAGGCUCUGAAAGGAAGUCACCCUCACCUUCAUGUGUAUAAAAAGGAGGAGAUGCCAGCUAGACUGCACUACGGUAACCAUCCUCGACUUCUGCCGAUCAUUCUCAUCGCUGACCCUGGAUAUGUUGUCAAUGGGUUUUUACCUCUGCACGACGUCAAAGGAGACCACGGCUUUGAUAAUGAAGCUAUGGAAAUGAAAGCCUUGUUCAGGGUGGUGGGGCCUGACUUUCAGAAAAACAGGGUGGUAGAUCCCAUCGACCUGGUUGACGUGUACGCUCUGAUGUGCCAUCUACUGGGGGUAAACCCGGAGAUCAAUGAUGGACACCUGGACAAUACCAAACACAUGCUGAUUAACACAGGAGGAGACAACAAUUCAGAGAAGAAUAACCAAAUGGAGGUGCUGAUUGGCUUCUCAGCAGUGAUUGGAUUUCUUGUGCUUGUGUUCAUCAUAACUUUAUCCUGCAACAUGUGUAAAAGGAACCAAGGAUAAAUAAUUAUCUUUUGUUUCUUUAAUUUCCAAAAAAGAAAAUGGAGAAAAUUAAGUUGAAAAAAUGGUUUUAGCAUUUUAUUCUUAUACAGAUUGCGCUUGCAAAUGGUGAUAGAAACGGUCUUUAUUCAUUGGUUUAUGUAUGAGAGGAUGGAUGAUUCAGGGGUUUCAUUGUUGCUUCAUAACAAAAACAUAAUUGUGUGAUAAUGUUUUUGGUAAAAAAAUCUGGUAAAACUCAAACCAGAUGAUCAUUUUUUAUUCGUGAUUGCUUAAACUCCAAAUAAGUGUCAAAAAAACAUUCUGCAUAUUCUAAGAUGUCCAGGGGGUCCAGCACUUUAAAUAAACAUAGCAUUCCUGUAAAAAAAAAAAGCAACUCAUGCAGUCAGUCAGUAUCUUUUGUAAUAUAUUUCUUGAGCUUCAUUUUUAAGAUACAAAUGUUGUGUGCGAAGGUUCUAAAAUCUUAAAAACUUGCCAAAAGAGAGAAAUAGGUGUACUUCACCACAAAUUCAAUAUGCAAUCAAUAAUAGUAGUAGUAUUUUUGCAAUCGCUCUUCAGUAUGCAAUGUAUGACUACCAUAAACAUUUC